Cuscuta campestris is the source of this 2145-nucleotide messenger RNA. The record is from the annotation of a GenBank genome assembly. Lineage: Eukaryota; Viridiplantae; Streptophyta; Magnoliopsida; Solanales; Convolvulaceae.
GUUUAUUAACUUUAAAGCUCGAGUUUGGUGUGCAGUUUGCCGAUCCUAGGGUUCGAACAGAAUUUCCUCCCAACUUCUCAGGUGAAGCCCUAAUUCCCUUUUGAACUCACUAACUCAUCCAUAUUUUAUAUUUCUCGCGAUUUCAGGCAUUCCGGGUGUAGGUUAUUGUUGUUAUGCAAUCAUACUUUGAUGCAGUAGCGCACUUGCCAUUUAAUUCUUUGUGAGAUGGAGACGAACCCGGUGAAGAAGAAGCUUUAUCAUGGGACGAACUCUGAUGAGUCAGAUAGAAUUUCUAACUUACCUGAUUCAAUUAAGCAGCACAUACUUUCAUUUGUGAACACUAGGGAAGCUGUUAGAACUAGCAUUUUGUCAAGCAGUUGGCGGGCAUUGUCGGAAAGCCUGCCCACUAUAGAUUUUCCUUGGUCCUGCUUUUUUUCAUCUGCAAUGAAUGAUCCUUUGCCCGAUUGCGAUGAUAAGGAUGAUGCCCAUAAAGCGAAGAGGGAGUUGAUUCUUAGGGUGAGGAGAAGUUUUUAUGCCUUUCUUGAUCGAGCGUUAGGAUCUCAAAUGGAUAUGGAUAAGCUUCAUCUGUGCUUCCAAGGUUUUGAUUUGGAGUUGAUAUCUUGCAUGGAUGGUUGGCUUGCUGGUGUUGUUAGGCGCCGUGUCAAAGAGUUGAGAUUGGAAUUCGGUUACUCUGUCAGUGAUCCUAGAUAUAGUUUUCCCAAGAGUGUUUUCCUCCCCAAAGGCAUCAAGAGAUUGAGAUUGGUAAAUUGUGGGUUGAGCUCAUCAUGUUUGGUGGAUGGCCAAUUACCUCGUUUGCAAGAAAUACACCUUCAAGAUGUCAGUGCAGACGAUGUGUUCCUGGCGAAUUUGCUUGCUAGUUGCCCUAACCUUGAAAAUUUAACUCUGAGAAGCUGUUCCGGAUUGACGAGGCUGGAAAUCUUCUGUCUUUUUAAACUAAAAACAAUGGUUUUUGAACACUAUGAGAAAGAAAUGAAAGUGAUUACAAUUGAGGCACCCAAUCUUUGUGAGUUUUAUUUUACGUUUAAUGGCAGAUUUGAAUCUAAAUUUAAUAUCGGGGCUUGUAAGAAUUUGGAAGUGCUGGUACUAUAUGGCUACCAGUUGGAUGACUAUGGCCUGGCUGACAUUCUGAAUAAUCACCUGAUGCUCAAACGUCUAUCACUGAAUAGAUGUCAUACUUUACAUCAAACUGUGGUUUCGAGUCAAAGUCUGGUCGAAUUCAUUUGUUUUAGGUGUAAGGCUUUGACAAAGGUUAUAAUUGAUGCACCCAACCUCAAAUUCUUCUUACAUGAUGGAAUAGAUCCUACAACCUUUGUGUGCAAGGGUCCAAAUUUCAAGUUGAGAUAUGCUUCCAUCCACUUGAUACCUAAGAAUCGAGAAAAAGUGUGGUUUAAUGGACUACUUAAAUUUCUUGCAAAGCUAUGUUGGACUGAAAGUUUGUCGCUUUGUGUGUAUAACAAAAAGGAUGUGAUUAUUCCGGAGACGCUGAGGAUGAAACGUCAUCCUCCCCUGUAUUCUGUCAAGCAUUUAAAGAUAGAGUUCCGCUAUUCCACAUUGAAGCAUCUUGUUGAAGUGAUCCAGUCCCUAUUGUGGCUUGCUCCUUGUCCAGAAACUAUAUCCAUAAGCAGGUCGCCUCUCAAAAAGAAACUCAAGUUCACAUAUGAAAAGCCAUUGAAGGGCAAGAAGAAAUGCGGUUGUUGGAAGUAUCUGUCUGUAAACUGUUGGAAGCACUCUCUUGUCAAAGUCCUUAUUGAGAGUACAAGAGGACUUGAAGAUGAUGAUACAGAGCUUGCAAAUUUCUUUCGCAAGGAAAGGAAUGACGUGAAGAUCGAGUGCUUCUCUGAGAGCACAUGUGAUUCAGAAUGGUAGCCGGACUUCUCUUGUUUCUCCACUGCUAUAUUUUUCAGGUUACAAGUUAUCUUUUGGCAUGCAUAUGUUUUUCCAUGAUCAUGAACAACUUAAUCUGAAGCAUUAGGAUAGGGCUUGCAGCUUUAUUAGGGAAGAUGGUGUAGGCCAUUGGUAGUAUUGAGAGAAAAUGUGAUUUUUGUUUCAUCCAUUUUUUCAUACUCCAUAUUAUUUAUCCAAGUAGUCAACUCUGUUCAGUCCAUAUAAAUUUUGAAUGUUUUA